Molecule: messenger RNA, 448 nt
Organism: Bursaphelenchus okinawaensis
Lineage: Eukaryota; Metazoa; Nematoda; Chromadorea; Rhabditida; Aphelenchoididae
Source: the annotation of a GenBank genome assembly
AUGUUAGCGUUGCCCCCACCAACUGCUAUUACGAUGAACAACACGCAGCUGAUCAACGACAUAUCAAAGGCUUGUAAGUUGGCUUUUUUCGCUUUUUUUGUGGAUUUAGGUAUUAAAUAACAUUUGGUCAAGGUAGACAAACCGUUGAACUUGUUCUAUCGUUAAUAUUGUAUAUUGAUGUAGAAAAAAUCGAAAAAACACAUAUUUAUAUAGUGUUAGCUGAUCAACAAUAUGAUUUUUUGUGAAAAAAAUAAAAAAAUCUUCAAAAAUUUUAGUACGUGAGCAUGUCUGUUUACUGCACGAAAUCGACUUACCAUGUACAACAUCAUGGGAGACAUUGCACCGGCUAUCGUCUGGUAUCCUGGAUAGACCUGACGUGAAAGCCGGCUUCUCUGAAGUCAAGAGCUUUCAGAAUGAUGAGGUCAACUUCUAUGUUCAUUGCCUGUAA